CUUCCUGUACUCCGCGAUCUCUAUGGUGACUGGCUGAUUGACGGCUGAGAGAGACGCGUCCAGCUCCGCUCAUGUUCGUUUAUUUAAGUUAGUUUAGUUUGAUUAAUUGGUGUAGUUAAUUAAGUUUACAGUGUUCAUCAUGGCGAAGACUGACGGCAGCUCGUUCUUCAGGAGGACCAGUGUGUUCUGGAUGCUGACGGUGAGCCUCGCGCUGGCCUUUUACACGUGGACGGUGUUCUGGCCGCGGGACGUCCCGUAUGGCAGUCUGGGGCCGUUGGGAGCUCUGGCCAAUUACAUGGUGGAGCAGCAUUACACAGUGAUGUAUUACGGCUGGUUCUUCACCUGGCUCAUCCACCUGUGUGAGGCUAUGUUUGCACUGAAGCUCUGCAGUGAUAAAGGCAUCUUCAGCUCCUCCGCUCGUCUGCUGUGGUUCGUUCAGACCUUCCUCUUUGGUUUUGCGUCUCUGGGUCUCCUGCUGAAGUAUAAACCUGACGGACGCCACAAACGCCACUGACACUGAUCCUGGAACAGCUUCAGCAGAUGAUCAUCACGCCUGAGGCCGUCUUCACCGCAGCUUUACCACAGUAAAUCAGUCUCUCAGUGAGGUAGAGCUAUGAGUAAUGCACAGAUUAACGGGGAAUACUUCUUCAUGUCUGCUGUUGGAGGCUGAUUUUAUGAAGAUAUUGAUAAUCAUAACUGCGAGUUUCUUAUUUAAUUGGGGAUUUUGAUGAAGAGUGAGUGAAAUAGUUCUGAAAUGACUGGAUUAUUACGGUUGUGUUGAUGAUUGGCUGCUCUGCUGGUGUUUAAAGGAGAGUUCACCUGAUGAACAGAAUAACAUCAUUACUUUAAUCAUUCUCUCUCACUGAGCUGCUCCUGUUGAACACUUCAAGAAGAUACUUUGAAGAAUGUUUAAAACCGGUUGCCAUUGACUACCACAGCAUGUGUUUCUCUUAGUCAAUUGGUUUCAGACAUUCUUCAGAAUAUCUCUCUUUGUGUUAAACAGAAGUAGGACUCUCAUAAAGGUUUCUACCCACUUCAGUGAGAGUAAAUAAUCCAUCUGUUUUGAUUUGAAGGUCUCUUUAAGUGAGUCUCACACACACACACACACACACACACACACACACACACACACACACACACACACACACACAGAGCUGUAUUUACAGCUGAGCAUCUCCUCAUCCUUCUCCUCAGCCGUGCUGUGACCUGUGCAGAACAUCAGACACUGCGUUUAUUAUCACAGAGGUGUAGAACAGCUGAAGAAUGAAUUAUUCACUCUCUUGGGAAAGUUUUAUGCGUUUUUAUGUAUUUCCCAAGUGCUGUUUAUCAUUGUUCACAGGAUUUCCUCUAAUAUUUUUCUGCUGGAGAGAGUCUGAUUGGCUGGAAUAUUCAAUAUUUAAUGUAAAAACUGCUGUGGUCAAUAUUAUUUGCCACCUUUAGAAAUAUUUUUGCAUUGAUUAUCUACAGAACAGAACACUGUUGUCUAAUGAUGUGCCUAAUAAACCUAAUUAAAGCUGAAUGCUGGUAUCUUCAGAGAAAUUAAAUCAGUUAUUAGAGAUGAGUUAUUAACACUAUUAUGAUCAGAAAUGUGUUGGAAAAUGUCUGAACAGGGUGAAUAAUUGUGUCUGCAACUGUAUUUAAAAUGUUCAUCUACUGUUUUAUUGCAUGAUCAGAAUCACCACAGAUUAAAUGAUGAUGACGUGUGUAAAACAUCUGAAAUGAAAA
Molecule: messenger RNA, 1725 nt
Organism: Danio rerio (zebrafish)
Lineage: Eukaryota; Metazoa; Chordata; Actinopteri; Cypriniformes; Danionidae
Gene: tmem254
Product: transmembrane protein 254
Cellular component (GO): membrane
Source: RefSeq, marked validated